Penicillium canescens is the source of this 1281-nucleotide messenger RNA. RefSeq lists its product as uncharacterized. NCBI's taxonomy places the organism in Eukaryota, Fungi, Ascomycota, Eurotiomycetes, Eurotiales, Aspergillaceae. Gene Ontology annotation, biological process: arachidonate metabolic process. The transcript is spliced from 5 exons. The record is from RefSeq and is a predicted model, not a curated record. Gene Ontology annotation, cellular component: membrane. The coding region runs from base 1 to 1281 and encodes 426 amino acids.
AUGAGAGUGCGUUUCCGUCCACUUCAAUGUGGCUUUCGAAUCGUGACAAUCGACGGCGGAGGCGUACACGGAAUUAGCCCGCUGGUGAUGUGGAAGUACAUACUGCUAGGGCUGCCGUUCGGCUUACGGCUAUCUGAUUAUGUCGACCUGAAAGUGGCGACCAGUAGCGGUUCGAUCGUUGGAGCGGGGCUAGUAAUUCAGGAGAUGGAGCCUGAUGAGUGUAUUGACAUGUUUACUAAUACUGCAGGCAAAGUAUUCCAAGAUAAUGCCGCCUGCACAUUCCUGUUUUCCGUUACUUUCUAUCGAAAGAUCCUUCGCCAGUGGCUAUAUGGCGCUAAAUAUAGUAGAGAUUGCCUUUUAAGUGCUCUGCAAGGCAUCUUUGGAUGUGAACAACUACUAAAGGCCGCCGCCGACCCUAAGUCUGUGAACAAUGUUCGAGUGGCAUUUACCAUGACCGACUUUAGGACCAAGCUGUACCUAUUACGCAACUACGACGAUGUUACCGUGGGCGCUCAUGGUGAUGCUAUUUACAACGACGACGGAAAUCGCAAGGUCGUGGACGCGUUGGUCGAUGCCUGUGCGGCACCGACUUUGUUCAAGCCGAACAAUAAUCGUCAAGACGGUGCAUUUGCAGCAAACAACCCAAGCGGGGUCGCCUUGGCCGAGCUCAAUCGUUUAUCCUUGAGCUCUCGAAGAAUGCUGGACUUCUCGAUCAGCUUUGGAACUGGUCGAUUUGUUCGAGAGGACCUACAGCCCUACCCUAGCUGCUUCCCGUGGUUAUGUCCGCAGUGGAUCCCUCGACUAGGGCGGAGUGUGCUUGAAAGUUUCUCUGCGAGCCGAAACUACCAGCGGCUACAAGAGCAGCUAACCGUCCAAGAAAGAUCCAAACAUCAUAGACUCGAUCCUUUAUUCGUGGGGCGCCCAAUUCCGUUGGAUGCUGGAAAGGCAGUGAAAGAGAUUAAACGCCUAACAGAAGAAUUCAUAAAACACGGACUAGACGACCAAGUAGUUCAGGAUGUACGGUUGGCUCUAGUCGCGACAGGCUUUUACGCAGUUGCUAGAUCAUCCCCGACAUUCGAUGGACUGAAGGGUGUAUACUCUCUGAAUAUCGCCAUCGUUUCUCGUUGGAAUGACGAUGCGGAAGCAUCUUUCAAACUUCGAAACUAUCUCAGAUAUGCACGAUUCUUUGUGCAGGUCACUGCGAGGACACUCGACGCAAUCAUGGACGCUCAGCUCCAGCCGAGCAAUAGUAAAUCUCACAAUAUCAACUCGGAAACGUAA